Molecule: messenger RNA, 1731 nt
Organism: Vigna umbellata (rice bean)
Lineage: Eukaryota; Viridiplantae; Streptophyta; Magnoliopsida; Fabales; Fabaceae
Source: RefSeq, a predicted model, not a curated record
AUGUCAAGUGGUGCCGAAUUAAGAAGGCACUCAGUUGGAAUAGAAAGCUCUGGAAAUAAUGAAAGAAAAGUUGUUGUUCCUCGUUAUCUCAGAGCAUCUAUUGGCUCCUGUCAUGAUAUUUGUAAAUAUGGGAGGAUGAAUGUGGAGGAAGCAAAGGAGACACUCUCCAUGCUUAAGAGAGCUGGAAGAAAAUCACUUUCUAGAAGUUCAGAGGACAGUAAUGGUGGGAUAACGAUAUCAGUUGCCAAACAGAAAGCUUCACUUCAUUCCAAGCCAACACAGAUUUCAACAGUGAAAAGCAGUGAAUCAGUUAAUUCUGUCAUUCAGAUUUCUGAUGACUCUGAAACAAAUAAGGUGGAACUCCAAUCAAAAUCAACUGGCAGCCAAAAGCAGAAAGGGAAUAAAGUUCUGGAAAACACGGGCAAAGCAUCACUGCUCAGGGCCGAAUCAUCAUUCCUUUCAAAAUCACACAUUUCUUCAAUCAUCGAAACAAGGAGAGGGGAAAAAUCUUCAAAUUUUGAGGGGGAGAUUCCAUCAAAACCAACUUCCAAAAGGGUGGAAUCUUCACCAGCAGCAACUUCUGAGAGGGUGCAAACUCAUCCCAAAUUAACUCCCAAAAUAGUCAAAGCUUCAUCAAAAUCUAUGUCUACGAUGAAGCAAGCUUCACCAAAGGUGUCUUCUUUUGAAGAUAAAGAAAUGCAGUUGUCCGAAAAGCAUGCUACUUCAAUGAAGAUCACAUCUUCUAUGAAUUCUUCUGAGAGGGUGCAAACUCAUCCCAAAUUAACUCCCAAAAUAGUCAAAGCUUCAUCAAAAUCUAUGUCUACGAUGAAGCAAGCUUCACCAAAGGUGUCUUCUUUUGAAGAUAAAGAAAUGCAGUUGUCCGAAAAGCAUGCUACUUCAAUGAAGAUCACAUCUUCUAUGAAUUCUUCUGAGGGACUUGGUGGCCAAAGGAUUAGUAAGAUUAAGUUAAAAAAGAGAAAAACCUCACCAAGGUCUUCACCCGGAGGCAUUGGAAGCGUUAGUGCAAGAAAGCACAGAGGCCUGAAAAUUGUGCCUCAUCUUAUGAAUCAACCCACUAUAGGAGUAGAACCUGAAGAGCACAAUAAGGAGGCUCGGGAAAAGACUUUGUAUGUCAUCAAGAUAGAAAGUGCAAACCAAAGUCCACAAUCUGAUCAAAACGAAAGCCAGGAAAUUGAAUUGCCCCGUUCUAAUUCCUUAUCACCCUCCUCAGUUUCUCAAACCUCACCCCAAGAAGACCAAGAGGACUCUGAAUGUGCAAAUACUGAAUCUGAAGAGGAUGUUCUUCCCCAAAAUCAUGAAUUUGAAUACCAGGCUAAUGUGGAUACACUGGAAACUGAGGAGAAUGGAAGGACUCAAAAAGAUGUUGAGGUUGCUUUUUCUGAAGACAAGGACGGGCAAAAGUUGAGUGGAGAAUUGGCUGAAACUCAAAUUGAUGAAGAUAAUCUGAAAAUCCUUAAAAUGGAGGGAGGACAGGUGUCAAGGGACAACGGCACUGAUGCCAAGUCUGCUGCUAGAACUGGUCCAGAGAAGGUUGUUUUGAGACCUGAAGAUGUGAAGGACAAGAAAGAUGGAGAAGGAUUGUAUGAUAAUGUGAUUGAAGCAGCAGCAAGUAAGCUUGUUGAAGAGGGCAAGGUUAAAGCAUUGAUUGAUGCCUUUGAAAAUAUAAUAUCUCUUGAAGAGAAAAGGACUUUGGCAAACAUUUUCAACUGA